ACCAGAAGCAGAGGCAGGAAAAGUGCCUGCAUUCUCUCUUCUCUCCACUAAAUGAAUGAGAGCAGUUGUUGCUCGUGAAGUUUCAUACACAUACUGGAGGUGUAUACACUGACUUCAGGUGUGCUAACGGCGUGUGCUGUCCAUACGGUGUUUUUCCUUUGAGAUCUUUGGUUUGAGGCUGUGACCGACUGACAGAGCAGAGAUGUCCGGGAACGGUGCUUUGGCUGACGGCCUGCUUUCUUACGAAACACUGGUUCACGCUGUGGCAGGAGCAAUGGGCAGCGUGACAGCGAUGAGCGUCUUCUUUCCUUUGGAAACGGCCAAAAUCCGACUGCAGGUGGAUGAGAAGAGAAAGUCAAAGUCCACGCCAGCCAUUUUGGCAGAGAUCGUACAAGAAGAAGGCCUUGAGUCCCUGUACAGAGGCUGGUUUCCAGUCAUCUCCAGCCUCUGCUGCUCCAACUUUGUCUACUUCUACACCUUCAACUCACUGAAGAGGCUGUUGCCUGGUCCAGGAUGGUCCAGACCUGGCAAAGACCUCCUAAUGGGGAUGGCAGCAGGAGUGGUGAAUGUGAUCCUGACCACUCCCAUGUGGGUGGUCAACACUCGACUGAAGCUGCAGGGGGUGAAGUUCAGAAAUGAAGAUCUUCACCAGACCCACUACAAGGGCAUAUUUGAUGCUUUCUCUCAGAUCAUAGCCAGUGAAGGAGUGGGAUCUCUGUGGAGUGGAACUCUGCCUUCACUCCUCCUCAUCCUCAACCCUGCUGUACAGUUCAUGUCCUAUGAAGCCAUGAAGAGGAAGAUGGGCCACAGAGGGAGAAGAAUUUCAUCAGCAGAGAUCUUCCUCAUUGGGGCAGUUGCCAAGGCCGUUGCUACAACAGCGACAUAUCCUCUACAGACAGUUCAGGCCAUCCUGAGGUUUGGUCAGUACAAGGAUGAUGGUAAGGGUGGUUUGAGCGGAAGCAUCCUAAAGGUUGUCUCCCUGUUCAUGGACAGAAUCAAGAAGUACGGUUUCCUGGGUCUGUACAAAGGUCUGGAGGCAAAGCUGCUGCAGACGGUGCUGACGGCUGCCCUCAUGUUCGUGGUGUACGAGAAGAUUACGUCAGCCACGUUUAAAGUCAUGGGUUUGAAUAAGAAGCUGAAGUAGCCGCGACACCCCUGCUUUACUAAAAUGCACUGUUAACACGUGUUCAUAAGUAGGAUAUGCCGACGCAGCAGAUGUAGCACACAGAUGCCUUUUGACACCGAGGAUUCCCACACUGGCCUGUAAAAUAAAGUUGGCAAGUUUGUGUAAAGAAAAAAAGUUUGACAUUUAGGGAAAAGUCACUUAAAAGACUUAUUUCACCACAUAUAUACUUUUAUUGUGAAAAUGCUUUAAUACUAGUAAAUAGUAAAUCUGUAAUUUGUAUCAGAGGGUCAGUAUGUUGUUUUAACGCAGUCUAUUGCACAGUUGUCUUAAUGAAAUACCUCUGGAAGUAAUGCAUUAGAGCCAGUGCCUUGUCAAGGCCAGUCAAGUUGAAUCGAGUGAAGUCGUAUUCAUAGAGAAUAGUUUCCAAACAAGCAGAUACCUCAUUUUCUGGAGAUUCAGUUGCUGCUAUAGCCUGCAAAACAAGGACCUCUUCUUUCACAUACUGUUUGUUCCAGUAGCCGCUCACCUGCUUAGCACGAUAGCAUUUAUGAUAAAACAAAAAUGUGGAACCUAAACCCUCGAAGGCAGUUUUUUAACCCUUUUAUAGCCACAUCCUACUGUACUACAUUCCACUCAGCAGUACACUCUAACAAUUGUAUAGUUUUUGUAUUCACAGUACUUCUUUCAUUCCCAUGAACACAACGCUGGCACGUGUUAUGUCCAGAGACUCAUUGGCAUAUAGACACCCUGAGCCUGGGUUGUACACAUAGCUUCGAGUGAGCUGUGAUGCAUUUUCCCCCAAAAUGUCAAACUUUUUCAAAAUGUCACAAGUUAAAAAAAGCCAAGUUUUGGGAAGCUAAUUCAAAACAUUAGCUGUCCUACUUAAAUUUCCUGGACAUUCCGCCUAUGCAGUAUGUGCCUUUUAAUGGAAUUAAAACAGUUGAACUGAACAACUGACAUGAAGACUGUUGAUGACCUACACGGACCAUGAUGCAUUGCAUUCCCCAUUGACUGUUGAUUCUGUUAUGUUGUAGUGUUUGUCGGGGUCUGUGUAAACUGUUUUUCUCCAUUGUUUAACCAGGUGUUUGUACUAAGGGCAGUCUGGACUUGUCAAUGUACUCAGUACAUUGAGUGUGAUUGAUUGACAGUUGCUGUGUUUUACUGAAAGUGUUUGAAAAG
Cynoglossus semilaevis (tongue sole) is the source of this 2305-nucleotide messenger RNA. RefSeq names its product solute carrier family 25 member 17-like (gene slc25a17l). Gene Ontology annotation, molecular function: ATP transmembrane transporter activity; coenzyme A transmembrane transporter activity; FAD transmembrane transporter activity. The transcript has 9 exons. NCBI's taxonomy places the organism in Eukaryota, Metazoa, Chordata, Actinopteri, Pleuronectiformes, Cynoglossidae. The record is from RefSeq and is a predicted model, not a curated record. Gene Ontology annotation, cellular component: peroxisomal membrane. Gene Ontology annotation, biological process: transport. The coding region runs from base 203 to 1144 and encodes 313 amino acids.